CGAACCAGAGUUUCGAGGGAGACGUACGAGAGUAAGACGAACAUAGGCAUAACCAUGGCGGCUACUGUAUCUGCCUGGGCUAAGCCCGGGGCUUGGGCCCUGGAUUCCGAGGAACAUGAAGCUGAGCUUCUUCAUCAGAAGGAAGAAGAUGACGCUGCUGCUUUUCCUUCUCUUGCCGCUGCCGCUGCAACCAAACCUAAGAAGAAGAAGGGCCAGACCAUCUCCUUGGCUGAGUUCACCUCUUAUGGGGGCGCUAAACCGGCUCAGACAUCUCAAUCCGAUGUCUUAACACAUGAAGAUCUCAUGAUGCUGCCAACAGGUCCUCGCCAGCGAACCGCCGAGGAGCUUGACCGUGACAGGAAUCGGCUUGGCGGUGGCUUUAGGUCCUAUGGUUCCCUUGACCGGCCUAAUAGGAAUUAUGGCGGUGACGAUUCCUCCAAUUCUAGAUGGGGUUCUUCUAGGGUUUCUGACGAGCCAAGGCGGAAUGGUUCGUUUGGUAGGGAAGCAAAUCGUGAUAUGGCUCCCUCGCGAGCCGAUGAAAUAGAUAAUUGGGCUGCUGCAAAAAAAUCAACAGUGGGAAACGGAUUUGAGGGGAAGGAAAGGGAUAGAGGACGGUUUUUUGAUUCUCCUUCCAGAGCUGACGAAUCGGACAGCUGGGCAUCAAAGAAGAACUUUGUGCCAUCAGAGGGACGGAGAUUUGGUUCUAAUGGCGGUGGAUAUGAAAGGGAGAGGAAAGUAGGAUUCGUUUCCAGUGGUGGUGCAGACUCAGAUAAUUGGAAUAGGAAGAAGGUGGAAUCUAACGGUGGAAAUGAGAGAAGUGAGACUGGAAGUGUUAGACCGAGACUCGUUUUGCAACCUCGAUCAAUGACUGCGAAUAAUGGAAACCAGGAGGGUUCUGGGACAGUGACCAAGCCCAAGGGCUCAAGUCCUUUCGGAGACGCUAGGCCAAGGGAGGAGGUUUUGGCAGAGAAAGGGCAGGAUUGGAAGAAGGUUGAUGAGCAGCUUGAGACAAUGAAGAUUAAGGAGCCGGUAGAGCAAAAGGAUGGGUUUGGGAAGAGGGGUUUUGCGGCUGGCAGUGGCGGUGCUAAUUUGCCCGAUGAUCGGACUGAGAGAAGUUGGAGGAAGACUGAAUCUGACGAUAGUCGUCCAAAUAGUGCUGAGAAAGUUGAGAAUGGGCGUGUUGAAGAAAGCUGAUGAGCUGUGAAUUUUCUUUGCCCCUGCACAUUUUUGUCAGAGCUGGAAAGGGUUGUGGGGAUGUUAGACCUCGUGUUUUUGCCAAAUUGAAGUUGUCACCACGACUUUGGUCUUUUCUCUUGAGACACUAGUGAAGUGAUAAAAUUUUGUUAGUUAUUCUGAUAACUUAGGUAGUCUUAUAGCUUUUAUGGCUUUUUUGUUAAGUGAGGCAGUGAUUUUUAUUUUCUUUCACCAUUUAAUAUAUAGACUUAUGUUGUCUGCAAAAUCUCGAUGCUGGGUUUUGCAGACGUAGUAUGUGCUCUCGACUAAUUUACAAGUGCCACGAUAUUUGUUUAUUGUUUUGUUCUUUUUCAUCAGCCUAGGUUUCCGUGUGUCCCAGAAAACUUGGUUAUAAUAGAUGCCAAUGUCAUGUUCAUCGUGAUAUGAAGAUUACUCUGUUGUUUUAGCUGUAGCCAGGAGAAUGCGUAAGCUGUUGGGGAACUGCUGGUUUGUGUCUUUUAACGUUUAAUAACUUAUUUUGGGGGGCAUGACAAUUGCUGACCUUGUAAAAACAUUGAUGACAAUUGAGAAUUCUAAUUAUUGAGACGC
Neltuma alba is the source of this 1782-nucleotide messenger RNA. Its product is annotated as eukaryotic translation initiation factor 4B3. The transcript has 2 exons. Bases 55 to 1194 code for a protein of 379 amino acids. Gene Ontology annotation, molecular function: mRNA binding; translation initiation factor activity. Lineage: Eukaryota; Viridiplantae; Streptophyta; Magnoliopsida; Fabales; Fabaceae. The record is from RefSeq and is a predicted model, not a curated record.